Molecule: messenger RNA, 270 nt
Organism: Exophiala spinifera
Lineage: Eukaryota; Fungi; Ascomycota; Eurotiomycetes; Chaetothyriales; Herpotrichiellaceae
Exons: 4
Coding region: 1-270 (89 amino acids)
Source: RefSeq, a predicted model, not a curated record
AUGUCUGGAGAACAACAGAAGAAAGGAGGACAAGGCGGGCUAGGUGGUAUCCUCACCGGGUUGACCGACACGGUAGGAAACACAGUCGGCGGCGUUACUGACACGGUCGGCAACACCGUCUCUGGCGUCGGUCAAGGCGUGGGCAAAACGGUCAGCGGCGCAACCGAAGGGCUCGGAAACACGACCAAGGCCGUUGGCAAUACUGCAAAGGACACCACGGAUAAGAUUGGGGGAAAGAAGCAAACUGCCGACAAUCCAUUGGGCUUGUAA